AUUGAUUCAUGAUUAAAGAAGUCGGCAAUCCGUCAAACAUCUGCUUCUUGUAGCUCUAGAACCUGCGUUUAAGUGAUACUUUGACAACUUCCUUAAACAUUCUAACAACGAUCCUAAGUUUCAUUCCAGCAUGAGAGAAUAUGUUGUAGGAACAAGAGUGGAGUGUGAUGGCUUUCGAGGCACCAUUCUUUAUAUUGGUGAAGUUCCACCAACUAAAGGAACUUGGCUUGGUGUAGAAUGGGAUGACCCGUCAAGAGGAAAACAUAGUGGCUCACAUGAAGGAGUUCAGUACUUUGUAACGAGAAAAUUAAAUGCAGGUUCAUUUGUUCGUAUGAACAAAAUCAAGCCAAAUGUAGAGUUUAGUCAAGCCCUUUCAGAUCGAUACCUUAAGGGUUCCACAGAUGGCUAUGCAGACAAGUUACUUAUAAGUGAACUGAGAGAUGAGAUGAAUGCUCCAUUUCUGGAACUAGUGGGAUUUGAAAAGGUUGGCCGAAAGCAAAGUAAUCUGCGUGAGUUGAGCAUUGCAGUGCUUGAUCACUUGUGCAUUGAUCAUAGCAAACAUGACUUGGGGGAAGUGUGUCCCAACAUAGAAGAAUUGGAUCUCUCUUCCAAUCUCCUUAAUUCAUGGGUAGGGAUUGCAGCCAUCACGAGCCAGCUGCCAAGAUUGGCGGUUUUAAACGUCAGUGAUAACAAAUUAGCCAUUCCAGAGAAUCCUUUGUCUCUGAAAGCAGCAUUCAGUAAUUUGACACAGUUGCAAAUAAGCCAUAUGGAUUACACCUGGGGAACCAUUGUCCAGGCUUCUGCAAUGUGGCCUAGAAUUGAAGUUUUAGCGGUUCCGAACAAUAAUAUUAAAUGUCUCGAAUUUAUGGACAGUGACGUUUUUAACCAACUGAGAGUGUUGAAUCUUGAAGGUAAUCAUAUUGAAUACUGGGAGGAAGUAAACAAACUUGGACAGUUGCCUAACUUAGAACAAUUGUCUCUCUAUGGAUGUGGCCUGAGAAACAUCCAAGUAAAGGAAAAAUCAUUUUCUAGACUUUUAAAGCUCUCAUUGUCCAAUAACAGAAUCACACAGUGGGAACAUAUUUCUGAGUUGGAUAAACUGCCCAUGUUAGUCGAUCUUAAGCUAUGCAGUAAUCAGGGCUUUGAAGUCUAUAGCCAAGAAACCUUCUCACAUGGGAUUAUUGCUAGAAUUGGGAAUCUUCAAAUUAUCAAUGGUAGCCAAAUCUCUAGUGUUGAUAGGCGCGGAGCAGAGCUGGAUUAUCUGAAGCAAAAUGGAAAUGAAUAUUUGAUCGCUUUGUCUCAACAGCGCUCUCCGAAUGGUGAACAAGAAAUGAGAAAUUUUGAAGCAAAACAUCCUCGCUACAAAUGUCUUGUGCAAAAGUAUGGACCACCUGAACAAGGCGAAUACGAAACAAAACCAACUACUUUAAAGAAUGCACUAAUUAAUGCGCUAGUUCGUGGACGAACAACCCUACAGUAUGGCGAAUGGGCUGUAGACCCUACUGCAAUCAAUGUAGGCCGCAUGUAUGGACGGACGGGCGCAUUCACAACAAAUCAACAACAAGGCAUGGGAAAAAGAAAUAUGGACGCUCUCUCAGAGGAAGAGAAGAGAUUAUUUCCCUUGAAAACCGUUACGUCAGUCGUAUCACUAUUUGAAAGUAUUUUAAAAAGAACUACCGAACCAGAUUUAGCCUUGUUAUCGAUUAUCGUUGGGUGCAUUGAAAAUACUCUUACCUGCAAUCAACAAAUUCUUAGUGGCGCCAAAUCGACUGUUUUAACGACAACUGUUGAUGAAACCAGUGAAAAACCUCUCGCAAUACCACCAGUUAGAAAAGAAGAUGAUUUUCCAGAAAUUGAAUGGCCCAUAGUGGAAGCACUGUAUGUAAAAUUCAGGGCAGUCAUCAAAAGUUCAGUGGAUGUGACACAGUAUGGCUGUCCAGAGUUUGCAACACGUGAACUUGUAAAAAGAGUUUCAGAUGUAAUCUGGAAUACAUUAACCAGAAGUUACUACAAAGACCGUGCACAUUUACAAAGUUUAUAUAGCUAUUUAACAGGAAACAAAUUGGAUUGUUUUGGUGUCGCCCUUGCUGUGGUUGCUGGUUGCCAAGUGCUUGGCUUUAACGAUGUACAUUUGGCACUGUCAGAAGACCAUGCCUGGGUGAUUUUUGGACUGGAGGGAAAAGAAACUGCUGAAGUGACAUGGCAUGGAAAAGGCAACGAAGACAAAAGGGGUCAGCCUGUAGAUGCUGGAAUACAAGCAAGAUCCUGGCUUUACGUCUCAGGCAACCCUGUAAUUUGUUCUAGAUUUACAGAGGUUGCCUCAUUGGUUUCUUCCAUCAAUCCCAGUAUUACCGCGACAACUGACAGUUUAGAGGUCGCGUCAAUGCAGCAGUCUUUGUUAUGGGUGUUGUAUGACACAGGUCAUCUUACAAGAUAUCCAAUGGCCCUCGGCAAUCUGGCCGAUUUAGAAGAAUUAAGUCCAACUCCUGGUCGCUGCCACUGUGGUCAACUUUUUAGUCAAGCUAUUGAGGUGGCGAGACGAUGUUAUGGUAACAGCCACGUCUAUCCUUACACUUACCAAGGGGGUUACUUCUAUCGAAACCGGAUGUACAAAGAAGCACUCGAAAGUUGGGCUAAUGCGGCGGAUGCCAUUCGAAGCUACAACUAUUCGCGAGAGGAUGAAGAAAUAUACAAGGAAUUUCUCGAGAUUGCCAAUGAGCUGAUUCCCUUUGUAAUGAAGGUCGAAGGUUCUGGUCAUAGUGCCCGCUCAAUAUUAAAAGAUUCUGAAUGCUUCGCCCACUUACUUCGCUUUUACGACGGAAUUUGUCAAUGGGAGGAAGGAAGUUGCACACCUGUCCUUCAUAUAGGAUGGGCAAAACCUUUAGUCAAUACCAUCUCCAAAUUCGACUCCCAAGUUCGCCGACACGUCGUCAUCUCUUGCUCGGAGGUGGCAGAAGAAUACACACCAGUCACGAAACCACCAGAGGGCAAGGCCGAGUUUCAUCGAGAAAAUCUCGAUGCCAACGCCAAUCAAGUUGUCCUCCCAUGGCCGCUAGCAAAGGAGCAAGAGAAGGAAGAGCGGCUAGUUGACAGUCAUGUUGGUGACAAGACGGCCGACCAGAAGGCGUGGUUAGGGUCGACGGUGUUGGCCGCCCUAACUGAUCUCUGUGGUCGAACGGUUCUGAGUCCCGCCUUUUUCCUUGGUCCGGAUACGAAAACCGGAUCGUAUACGCAAGCGAUUCAUUCUUUGAAUAUUUCAGGGACUGCUGCUUCAACGGACAGCCCGGUGAAAAUAGUGAACAAACCAAAAUUGUACCUACGCAGCCAUAAAAUGGCCGGUCUCAAAGAUCUUCUGCUUUCGGAGAAGCUAAACACGCACGCCAUUUCGCUCCAGUUAACGGCACAGAGCCAGGUUCAGCUGGGUGGUCGUAAAUUGCGCGGAGAAGAAGCCAAAGAUGCCAAACAGGAAGGACGUGAUGCGAAUCUUUCCCGACCAAAAAGAACCAGAAAGGAAUAAUGAACUUUCCAACUAAUUGACAAGGCUUGAAAGUUCAGUUUUAUUUUAUUUUUUUAUUAUUAUGAUUUUUUUUUGUUAUUUAUUUUUGGGUUCCUGUUUCUAUAAUGUGUGAUUACAAAAAAUACCGAAAUGACAGAUUUUUCCAUUCACAAUGGAAUAUCUGGAUGCUUUUUGGUCGGUUGUGGACAGCCUUUGCCUUACAUUCGUGUUUCUACCAAAUGCUACUGCGCAGUUUGGUUUUUGGUUUUUCCCCUCAAUUACUGCCACCCUUUUUUUUUUUUUUUCUAAUCGAGUUUCCUAGCUGCCUACCCUUCCCCAGUGAUGGAAGAAGUUGAUCUGUUUUCAGCUAGUGUCAUGAACGAAGAUAACCCAACCAAUAAUGUUAUGUGUAAUGGGGUUUAUGAGCCCAGAAUUCAAAUCAAACGAUAAAAAAGGAAUUGAAGCCAUUAUUUCCUUUUUCAUUGUGCGUCGAAUUCGUUGUGGCUGAAUUCAUACAUUCCACGGUGAUGGCAAAGACAUAUGAGUGAAAUUUGUACCUGUAUUCUUACUCUAUUCUGAAAACCUUUUUUUAAUGUGGAUAGUUAGUUCAUUACUGAACGGACAAAUGCCAUCCUUAUAUCUUUUGAUUGUGUAUCUGAUAUCGUUGGGGUGAAUAAAUAUGUAAAAUAUGACGAUUAAA
Molecule: messenger RNA, 4196 nt
Organism: Daphnia magna
Lineage: Eukaryota; Metazoa; Arthropoda; Branchiopoda; Diplostraca; Daphniidae
Product: menin-like
Biological process (GO): negative regulation of cell population proliferation; negative regulation of cell cycle; regulation of transcription by RNA polymerase II
Cellular component (GO): chromatin; nucleus; histone methyltransferase complex
Molecular function (GO): chromatin binding; Y-form DNA binding; protein binding
Source: RefSeq, a predicted model, not a curated record